AUAAUAAAAGGAAACCUGAUCAAAACUUCUCCCAGCUCUUAGUUCAUGUUACCAUGUACAGACACACAUAUAAAAAUCCUAUUAUAAAUCUGACUGCCCCAGGCCCUCUAUAUAAAUGAACAAUACCCUCAGUCCCUACAUUCAUAAACUCCCAAAGCAAUAUACGAUGUAUACAAACAAAUUCUUUGCAGUAUAGAACACACACACUCACGUAAGAAAAAGAAGAUUUAUAGUCACCGAAGAUCAGAGCUGUUCAGUUGUUGAUCCGUACAAUACAGACGAGUCAUCUCGAGUUAUCCCAGAGGCCGUAGCCAAUAAUGGAUAAAAUACAAAACUCCCAACUAGGAACUCCGCAACUCUGCAACAGAUGUCAAGAAUUCUAUGGAAGCCCACAAAAUCAUGGUUUGUGUUCGAAGUGCUAUCAAGAUCUUCUCAAAGAAAAGAUAGCUAAAUCUGCAGCAACAAUGUGCUUCAACAAAACAACUGCUUCUUCCUCCUCCAGUUCUUCAGUUUCCAAAAAUCUGUCAACCGAUCCUUUGGUUGAUGCCAUGAAUUCUCUUAAAGUUAGCGCAGAAAAUAAUCCUCCAAUUGUGAAGAACAGAUGUGAAUCUUGCAACAAGAAGGUUGGAUUGACAGGGUUUGGAUGUAAAUGCGGGGGCAGUUUUUGUGGGAUGCAUAGAUAUCCAGAGGAACAUGAAUGCAAGUUAGAUUACAGGACUGGAGCUCGGCUUGUGUUGAUGAAGGAAAAUCCUGUCUGUAAAGGCGAUAAACUCUUGGAUAGGGCUUGAUUUCAAGAAGAUUCGAUGUGGAUAUUCUUGUUACAUUUGUUCAUUCUAGGAAGUAGGAACAUCGUUCAUUUUUUCUUUAAUCUUGCUGGACAGUUGAGACAUACGCACACAAGGGAUUGGUUUCCUUCUUGCUGGAAUGUAUCGUCUCUCUCAAUGUAUCGUAAAUUCAGGAAGAAUGAAUAUUAUUUUGCCGUUUCUUAGUUUA
Messenger RNA from Olea europaea var. sylvestris, 993 nucleotides. RefSeq names its product zinc finger A20 and AN1 domain-containing stress-associated protein 6-like. Lineage: Eukaryota; Viridiplantae; Streptophyta; Magnoliopsida; Lamiales; Oleaceae. Bases 318 to 788 code for a protein of 156 amino acids. Gene Ontology annotation, molecular function: DNA binding; zinc ion binding. The transcript has a single exon. The record is from RefSeq and is a predicted model, not a curated record.